CUGAAGGAAGGAGGGAGGGAGGAAGAGAGGGAGAGAGACAGAGACAGAGUGGGGACUUUUUGAUGUCCCCAUCUGGAGAGGUGGCAUAGGUCUCUCAAUCUGUGACCAGCUGUCUAGUGCAGACUUAAGGCACAACUUGUAGAUAUUGAGCCACGAGAGCAGGGAGGACAGGGGUGAAACAGCAGGUGGUAAUGACUGGUUUCUUUCUCCCUAGAUGAGCUUCAAAUCCCAGGUAAAUGGAGCAGAAGUCCUUGGCUCAUCUUGCCUCUACCUAGCAGGGACUAGGACAGUCCACUCUCUUCCAUAGCUGUGACUUUGGCUUGACUCGAUCAUCUGCUCAACUCAGACCCUGGUAGGGGCAUCCAGCACCAUUAAGUUCUUCUUCUCUGAGGCACUCAUGGGCCAGCACUUCCAGGAGGUGGAGUUAGAAAGCUGCGAGCCUGAGCCUGGAGACCUGUUCCUAUUUAAGUUGCGGUCCCCUAAGGCACAGUGGUGCGGAGCCCACGUGGGUGUUUACUGCGGCCACGGAGAGAUCAUACACUUUGAGGGCAGGGCCCCCAGCAACAGUGGAGUCCAAACACUUCUGGGUUACUGUGAGGGUGUCGUGUGUAAACAGGGGCACCGGGCUCUGCAGCGCUCCAGAGAGCUCUGGCGUGUGCUACGUAGACGCGGUGGUGUUGACCCUAGGGUGCUGGAGAGCCGCAUUCGAGAAGCUAUGGACAAUGAUCCUCCUCCCUACCAUCCCACUAGCAGCAACUGCGUGCAUUUUGCACUGAACCUGUUGGGGGUGGACUCAAUGUCAGUGGACAGGAACCUAACCAGGGAUUAAUGUAACCUUGGGCCCUCCUGAAUGGGCCAGAAGAGGAUUCAGAAAGGAUUAUUAAAGUAUUUUCCCAAAUGUAA
This is a messenger RNA of Rattus norvegicus (Norway rat), 903 nucleotides long. The record is from RefSeq and is a predicted model, not a curated record. NCBI's taxonomy places the organism in Eukaryota, Metazoa, Chordata, Mammalia, Rodentia, Muridae.